AUGACCACUCACCACGCGACACGAUCGUUGGAGCUGCGCGCGGGAGUCCGCCAGCGGAUCGGCAAUGACCUCAAAGCGGCGGCCCUGCACAUCGGCGCCAUCACAGAUGUUGAAGCACAACAGUUUCAUUCCAUCAACAAGCCUGGCAGCAGUGCGAGGCAUCGCAUCUGGCUUACGGUGGAGUCUGGAAGAAAGUCCUGGGCAGACAUUGUGAACGGCUGCGCCACAGAGAGUCGGGUUCUGCGCCUCGACAAAGUCAUUGAGGCUAAGCGUACGCUGAAGAACUCCAGCUUGUUCCACACGGACACCGACCACGACUUCGGGCACCAGGCUUGCAUCGAGUACCAGGUCGACUCCGAGGAGAUGGACCGCGUCAUGGAGUCUUUCGAAAGCGUCUGCACGACAUGGUGGAGCGUCUGGGCGAGGACAAGCUGA
This is a messenger RNA of Prorocentrum cordatum, 435 nucleotides long. The record is from the annotation of a GenBank genome assembly. NCBI's taxonomy places the organism in Eukaryota, Dinophyceae, Prorocentrales, Prorocentraceae.